Racocetra fulgida is the source of this 831-nucleotide messenger RNA. Lineage: Eukaryota; Fungi; Glomeromycota; Glomeromycetes; Diversisporales; Gigasporaceae. The record is from the annotation of a GenBank genome assembly.
GCUGUUGAAAAUAAUGAAGAUCUUGAAGGCCUAAUCGCUAAAAAGCAGUUACGUCGACAAGCAAAGAAGAAACGUAGAGAGACCGUCAACACUGAAGAAUCGUCGCCUCACCCUAAUGAGCUUGAUGAUUUAUUAGAUACCACUGUGCAAACACAACCUACUUCAGGGGUUAUAAAUAGGAUAACACUUAAACGUACAGUAGGUGAAAUCGAAGCUGAUGAGACGGAAGAAACGCAAGAUGCAGAUGCAUCUGUUGAUACGAACGCUACUCCAAGGGUUUCUCGGCGUAAAUCUAGGAAAUUAUCACAUUCUAUUAAAGAACAAUCUUAUCCGGGCCAAAAAAGGGGCCGUAAGCCUGAUAUGAUUGUAGAUUCAGAAGAAGCCGCUGCUACAGUUGUUGAGGCACUUACAGAAUUAUCAGUGAUUUCUAAUCAGAAAAAACGGGGCAGAAGGCGCAAAUUCGAUGGUGUCGAAGGUGACAAUGAAUCGUCAUCUUCGGUUAAAAAAAAGGGUAAAAGUCGUAAAAUAGAUAACGUUGAAGUUUUCAUAGAACCAUCAACUCUAGUUAAAAAAAAAGGAAAAGGGCGUAAAAUGGACGAAAUCAUUGAUGAUGAUGCACAAGAUGUAUUAAAGCUACAUCCUAUUGCAAUCAAUAUAAUUCGCCAAAAAAUAAGCCGCGAUGAAUACAAAACGACAGAGGAGUUUAAGAAUGACGUAUACUUAAUGUUUGAUAAUGCUAGGACUUUUAAUAUUGAAGGGUCCCAAGUUUACGCCGAUGCAGAAAUUAUGCAGGUAAAAGAAAUUAAUAUUUAUUUUGAUAUGUAUUUCUAA